Messenger RNA from Anoplophora glabripennis (Asian longhorned beetle), 1336 nucleotides. It is a transcript of the gene kin17, whose product is annotated as DNA/RNA-binding protein KIN17. Gene Ontology annotation, cellular component: nucleus. Gene Ontology annotation, molecular function: double-stranded DNA binding. Bases 118 to 1275 code for a protein of 385 amino acids. Gene Ontology annotation, biological process: DNA replication; DNA damage response. The record is from RefSeq and is a predicted model, not a curated record. NCBI's taxonomy places the organism in Eukaryota, Metazoa, Arthropoda, Insecta, Coleoptera, Cerambycidae. The transcript has a single exon.
UCAAUGUCAAAUAAUUGGUUUCUGUUUGUGAUGUUUUUGUUAUCAAUCACAAUUAUUAAGGGUUAAUUUUAAAGUAAACGAUUUUCUUGUGAACAGUAAUAAUAUAUAGAUAACAAAAUGGGGAAAGCAGAAGUUGGAACCCCAAAAUACCUCUCCAAUAAAAUGAAGGCAAAAGGUCUUCAGAAAUUGAGAUGGUAUUGCCAAAUGUGUCAAAAACAGUGUAGAGAUGAAAAUGGAUUUAAAUGCCACACAAUGUCUGAAUCCCAUCAACGACAACUGCUUUUAUUUGCGGACAAUUCAAAAAGGUAUAUCGAUGAUUUCUCGUUUCAAUUUGCAAAGGGCUACAUGGAAAUUUUGAGGCGACAAUUUGGCACUAAAAGGGUGAAUGCAAAUAGAGUUUACCAGGAAUACAUCCACGAUCGCGAUCACAUACAUAUGAAUGGUACUAGAUGGGUUACAUUAACAGGGUUUGUGAAAUGGCUAGGUAGAACUGGGCAAGCUAUUGUGGAUGAGACAGAAAAGGGGUGGUUUAUCACAUAUAUCGACAGAUCACCAGAAACUGUGGAACGCGAAGAAAAGAAAAAGAAGAAACUUAAAAUGGAUAAAAACGAUGAAGAAAAACGAAUGGAAUUUAUUGAAAAACAAGCUAAACUUGAUAAAGAAAAGGCUGGCCCGUCUGUUGAGCCAGUCUAUUCAGAAUUAAUUAGAGAGAAUGAGGAGGAGACUUUAAAAUUGGAUAUAAAACUAAAAAAUAGUAAGACUUCUGUUCCAGUCGUUGCAGAAAAGAUUUUUAAAAGACCAGCGGAACCGAGUAAAAAUGGCGACGUUAAAAGAAGCAAGGCUGAAAACAAGAAGAAAACUGCUCUUGAUGAAAUAAAGGAACAGGAAGAGAUAGAGAGAGAAAAGAAAAACCGUAAAGAUUACUGGAUUACUGAAGAUAUUAUCGUAAAAGUUAUGACAAAAAGCUUAGGAGAAGAUUUUUAUAAACAAAAAGGUGUGAUUCGUGAAGUUAUUGGAAAAUAUGUCGCUAUAGUCAAAUUAUUCGAGAGUGGUAAAAAACUGAAAAUAGAUCAAGAACAUUUAGAGACCGUUAUCCCAGCUAUAGGCAAGUUAGUGAAAGUUGUGAACGGUGCUUAUAGGGGUGAAAUAGCAACUUUAUUAUCUUUGGAUGAGAGGAAUUUCUGUGUGGACAUUGAAAUAGCAUCGGGAGUGUUAAAAGGACGGAAAUUAUGUGGUGUAGAAUACGAAGAUAUUUGUAAAUUGAACGACCAAUAACUUUAAUUUUAAACGAAGUAAUUAUGUAUCAAAGUAAUAUGUAAAACGUUUAAUUUUAUAA